Molecule: messenger RNA, 938 nt
Organism: Erythranthe guttata (spotted monkey flower)
Lineage: Eukaryota; Viridiplantae; Streptophyta; Magnoliopsida; Lamiales; Phrymaceae
Source: RefSeq, a predicted model, not a curated record
ACAUCAACUUCCAAGAGUUAGGCAAAUCACACAUCACACAAAUCACAAAUAAUACUUACUUUCAAGAUUAGAUACAAUUCGAAAACGAGCGAAAAAGAAAAGGAAAUCCGAAGAGAAAUUAAAAUGGCUUGCAAUUGGUCUGCAGAAAACGCCACCAACGCUUAUCUCAAAACCAUGAGAAUGGGAAAGAGCGGUAAAGAGCCAAACGGAGCCGAGUUCGUAUCGGCACUAGCGGCAGGUAACAACGUCCAGCUCACGGUAGUGGCUUGCGGUGGUGCACCGGAUUCCACCGCCCUAGCAUUAGCGGCAGCCGCCCAACAAACCGGCGGACGCAUCAUUUGCAUUCUCCGAGGCGCGUACGACGAAAUGCACUACCUAAGCCAAAACUCGGCCAACAUCGAAUUCGUCUUCGGAGAAGCGAAAGACCUCUUACUGAGCAUCUACAAAGAAUCGGACUUCGUAGCAAUCGACUGCAAUCUCGAGAACCACGAAGAAAUCAUAAGCGCGUUAUUGCAAGAGAGAGAAUCCAGGCGCCACGAUAAGGACACUAUUGUGUUAGGGUACAAUGCAUUCUGCAAAGAAUCUUGGAGGAAUAUUCCUUUCGGGACGGAACUUCUGCCGAUCGGAGAAGGAUUGCUUCUAACGAGAAUAGCAGCAGUAGUAGUGCCUAAGAAGAAGAGUAAGAGUAGUAACUGGAUUGUGAAGGUGGAUAAAUGUACUGGUGAAGAACAUGUUUUCAGGGUUAGAUCCUCUGUGGGCAGGACCAUCAGAGCUUAAUUAAACAAAAAAAAAAAACAAUUAUGUUUAUGAUUUUUAUUUUGAUCUUUGUUUAGAGUGUUUAGAUUUAGAUGCAGGAGAUGAGAUUUGUUAGGGUUAUAAGACAAAUUAAGUGUAAAUACCUUUGUUUUUGAAUCAGCAAUUGAAUUUGGUUUUCCAGU